UUUUGAUGCCAGCUCGUGGUUCAGGCACGUUGAAUGUGGUUGGAGUAUUGGUUUAAUUAAAUUGACAUUAAUUAAAUUAUAUCAAAUUAUAUCAAAUCAUGAGUAAAACGAGUGGCAGCGGCAUACCUUACUUAGGUAGCAAAAUAAGCUUAAUUUCGAAAGCCGAAAUUCGAUAUGAAGGUAUUCUGUACACAAUAGACCCGAAUGAAUCGACUGUCGCGCUUGCAAAAGUUCGCUCUUUUGGGACAGAAGACAGACCAACUGACCAUCCCGUGCCGGCGAGAGACGAGGUGUUUGAAUACAUAAUCUUCAGAGGAAGUGACAUCAAGGACCUGCAUGUGUGCGAGCCUCCCAAGCCAACAUUGCUCUCAAACUCCUCCAUUAACCAAGAUCCUGCCAUUGUCAAAUCUUCUCAACCAAUUGGUCAAGGUGGGAGUUAUCAACCUCACUUCUACCCGGGAUUUCCCCAGCAAUAUGGAGCUCGAAAUUCUCUGUUCGCCAGAAAGUCUCCAACUAACAAGACAAAAGCCCCUAUGAAAGCAAAUUCAUUGGAAAUGCCAACCAAUCAGAAAUCUUUAAUGAUGGAUCAGAGUGUACAGACAUCAGGAGGAGGAGGAGGAGGAGGAGGUAGGAUGGGAGUUGGUGUGAGGUUUGGGAGCAGAGUAUAUCGAGGCAGGUUCAACAAUCAGGCUCCUUAUUUCCCAAGAGGCCAACCAUGGAUGCCCGUUCAAAGAUAUUUCAUGAGAUUUGGAAAUAAUUUCUACGUGAACAACCGAGAGGUAGGAUGGAACAGAGGCAGAAGAUCCAAUUCACGACAACCUUCCCUUAAAUUUGAGUCUGAGUUUGAUUUUGAAAGUGCAAAUGCUCAAUUUGAUAAAGUCGAAAUUGAAAAAGAAAUCAGGGAGAAGUUAGCUGUUGCGGUGAGCCACAAUGAAAAUGAGGACGUUAAAAAUGGAGACGGUCUAAUGAAAUGCCAAGCAGAUGAGGUGUAUUACUACAAUAAGAACAAAUCCUUCUUUGACAACAUCAGCUGUGUCUCAUAUGAUAGAAACAAUGGGCAAAGAACUGACUGGAAGGACGAAAGGAGGUUGAAUUAUGAAACAUUUGGAGCACGUGGGGGCCACCCGAUGAAUAUGAUGAGGAGUUUCAGAGCGAGGGGAGGGGUCUUCAAUAACAAUAUUAAUAGGAUGUUCGCCAAUUCCUUGUCACUGCAUAACAGAGACAACAGACAAGAUCCAGGACAGGUGAGAAUAAAGAGUGAAGGAGUUGAGAUGGUCAAUGGUCCUACAACGGUUAAGGUUGAGGCAUGACCAUCAUAUCAUAUUCAUAUUGCUACCAUUUUUUAUCGUAUAGAUUUAGAAACAAAACAUGUUUUAGUUUUAAAGCGUUUCAAUUGUUGAGUAAGGAUGCCAUAUGAGCUAUUCUUUUAAAAUGGUACAAUAUAAUAAGAGCAUUGAUUUAUUGUAUUUCUUAACGUGAUCAAAUGUCCCUAAAUUUAUUUUUUCAGUAAAGCAAUGAAUUUUUUUAGUUUAUUCCGGUAUAUUUGUUGAUGAGUUUUAAAUGUAACGAUUGUUAUGAUGUAUCUGCCAAAAAAAUUUCCCUUGCCUUGAAUUGCAAAAUAGUUUAUCUUUUAGUGUUUUCAAUUUUCGGAAACUUUUUGUGUUUGUAAUUGGCAAAAUUAGAUGUAAUUUACCGAACAUAGUUGUUGAAAUGUAGUUUUCUAGAUUUUUGAAUAUUAAUAAAAUACUUCUUAAACUGGUAUGAAGUUUAAAUAAAAAUCGGAAAAUUAA
Helobdella robusta is the source of this 1790-nucleotide messenger RNA. RefSeq lists its product as hypothetical. Lineage: Eukaryota; Metazoa; Annelida; Clitellata; Rhynchobdellida; Glossiphoniidae. The coding region runs from base 99 to 1310 and encodes 403 amino acids. The record is from RefSeq and is a predicted model, not a curated record. Gene Ontology annotation, molecular function: mRNA binding. Gene Ontology annotation, biological process: P-body assembly; cytoplasmic stress granule assembly. The transcript has 9 exons. Gene Ontology annotation, cellular component: P-body.